ACGCAACUUGUUGCUUGCCGUCGCUUCCCUGUCGUCAUUGUGUUUAACCAGCCAAUAGGGUGCCAGGGGGAGAAGCCAACUUGGUGAUUGGCGCUAUCGCACCAAAAUUGUACGGGGGGCGAAAAUUUUACCACCUACGUAAUUCGCGUUCGAAACAUUACGUCAUCGUUCGACACGAUUGUCCGUUGCUAGGCAGGUUUCAAAAAACUUUCGCGCUGAUGUUGCCAAAGAAGAAAUAACAGUAAAUAAUGCAGUAAAUAAUACAGACAACACUUUUUUUUACUUUAUAUUUGUAAUGUAUUGAAUAUAGCUAGUAAAUUGAGUGUUUUAAAGUGUAUCAUAGUCUAGCUAGCUUGUGUUAAUACACUCAGUUUACUAGCUAAAUGCCAUUUAACAAUUACAUCCAAUGCAAAUAUAAAGUUAGCAACGCUAAUAAAUGUCAUUUGAAAAAUAAGUGUUAUCUGCUUAAUGUUAUUUCGUCUUGUGACGCUCAAUGAAUGAGCGCAAAUGUUUGAAUAUUCAUGAACCUUCCUAUGUCAUCGUUCUACGCGAUCGUCCGUUGCCAGGCAACGUUCGACGGGAUCGUCCGUUGCCAGGCAACGUUCGACGCGAUCGUCCGUUGCCAGGCAGGUUUGGAAAUUUCGAACGCAGAUUACGUAGGCGGUACAAGUUUCGCCCCCGGUACAAUUUGGGUGUGACAGCUUCUCCAAAAACGUAUCGGAAGCAGAAAGAUAUGAAUUGCUCUUCUCCAGACCCUUCUACAGGGCGAAUUCAAAUCGCCGUCAGAACUAGUUGGGGGAACCCAGUCUAUCGUAAAUGGGGAUUAACAACUAUUCUGUGCAAAUGAAAGGAAAUGAAAAUGUGUUUCCUUCUUUAUGUGGAAAGCAGGAGACCCCAGACACCAUUUCAAUCAAGGUUGAAGAGGAUAUUGGUGGAGGCAUGCCCGCUGUAGACGACGGCAAUGACAUCAGAGACUGUAGCACGCAGCGCGGCGACACCUCAGAGAGUCUGGGUGUGGACGCCCCUGGCUCCUCCCACAUGGCCAAUCACAACGGGGAGCUGCGGAUCCUGAGCGUCUACGGAAAAGGGGAGGGCCCACUGGCGGUGGAUGGUUGGUGGAAGGUUUCUCCCAACAAUGCCAACAUGAUCGUCCACAUGAGGACCCGACUAGACGAGAAGCCCUACAGCUGUGACCAAUGCACGAAGAGCUUCAGUCGAAGUGAACGCCUGAAGAACCACAUGAGGACUCACACCGGCGAGAAGCCCUACGGGUGCGACCAAUGCAUCAAGCGCUACAGAGGGAAGAAAUCCCUGAGGAUCCACAAAAUGACUCACUCCGGGGAGAAGCCCUACAGGUGUGACCAAUGCACGAAGCGCUUCAGUCGAAGUGAUCACCUGAAGAGCCACAUGAAGACUCACACCGGGGAGAAGACCUACAGCUGUGACCAAUGCACGAAGAGCUUCAGUCAAAGUGAACACCUGAAGAUCCACAUGAGGACUCACACCGGGGAGAAGCCCUACAGGUGUGACCAAUGCACGAAGAGCUUCAUUCAGAAAAACAAACUGAAGAUCCACAUGAGGACUCACACCGGCGAGAAGCCCUACAGGUGUGACCAAUGCACGAAGAGCUUCAGUCAGAGCUCGUCCCUGAGGAUCCACAUGAGGACUCACACGGGGGAGAAGCCCUACGGGUGUGACCAAUGCACGAAGAGCUUCAUUGAGCAAAAAAAACUGGAGAUCCACAUGAGGACUCACACCGGCGAGAAGCCCUACGGGUGCGACCAAUGCACGAAGAGCUUCAUUGAGCAAAGCAAACUGAAGAUCCACAUGAGGAAUCACACCGGGGAGAAGCCCUACAGGUGUGACCAAUGCACGAAGAGCUUCAUUGAGCAAAACAAACUGAAGAUCCACAUGAGGACUCACACCGGCGAGAAGCCCUACGGGUGCGACCAAUGCACGAAGUGCUUCAGUCGAAGUGAACACCUGAAGAGCCACAUGAGGACUCACACCGGGGAGAAGCCCUACAGGUGUGACCAAUGCACGAAGUGCUUCAGUCGAAGUGAACACCUGAAGAGCCACAUGAGGACUCACACCGGGGAGAAGCCCUACAGUUGCGACCAAUGCACAAAGCGCUUCGCUCGGCAUGGCACCCUGAAUGUCCACAUGAAGACUCACACCGGCAAAGUUUAAUUUCUAACGUAAGGUUUGUUUUAUUUCUAACAUUAUGGGAAUCGGGCCCUUUGUCCAAAAUUCCGAACUACCCCUUUAAAGGGAUGCUUCGACACUUGUAUCCAGGUGCUGCUUUUUUUUUCCAUCAUGAUUAAACGCUUUCCAACUUUGAUUCGCCAUGUUUUUAUUUUUGAGAAAUGAUGUCUGUGUAAUGAAGAAUGACUUUGUUCUAGGACACUUCUGACUGCAAAACAUUUGAUUUAUUUUUAGAGCUUAAUCAUGCGAAGAAACAGGAAGCAAAUUUACCAAGCAUUCGUUCAGUAAGUUCAAUUGCAAAUGCAAACUAUCUUAAUACCUUUCAAUUAGAGGGGACGGAAGGUAUCUCUAGGUCCAAGGAGAAUGUACAUAAAUUACUUUAAAUUGAUUAAUUAUAUAAUUUGUAUACAAUUGUAUAUUGAAGUUACGUUUUGA
Messenger RNA from Gadus chalcogrammus (walleye pollock), 2640 nucleotides. Its product is annotated as gastrula zinc finger protein XlCGF28.1-like. The coding region runs from base 817 to 2190 and encodes 457 amino acids. Gene Ontology annotation, molecular function: RNA polymerase II cis-regulatory region sequence-specific DNA binding; DNA-binding transcription factor activity. Lineage: Eukaryota; Metazoa; Chordata; Actinopteri; Gadiformes; Gadidae. The transcript is spliced from 2 exons. The record is from RefSeq and is a predicted model, not a curated record. Gene Ontology annotation, biological process: regulation of transcription by RNA polymerase II.